Messenger RNA from Meira miltonrushii, 312 nucleotides. RefSeq lists its product as uncharacterized. Lineage: Eukaryota; Fungi; Basidiomycota; Exobasidiomycetes; Exobasidiales; Brachybasidiaceae. The record is from RefSeq and is a predicted model, not a curated record. The transcript is spliced from 2 exons. The coding region runs from base 1 to 312 and encodes 103 amino acids.
AUGUCAGGAGAAGCACGCUGUCCGCUUGGAUUCACAGGAACGCCUCCAGUCGGUCAUCCGACAAUACCUGGUCUAAAAGGUGGCAAUGGAGAUGCAAGUGGUAAACCUUCGAUUACGUCAACUUUGGCAGCUUAUAAACCUUCAACUCUUUUAAUCGUUGAUGCAAUCUUUUUGGGUUUAUGUAUCAUUGCUGCCAUUUAUCGUGAUGAUCUCAAAGCACUCCUUCAACGUUCUACAUCAUCUUCAACGCCCGCUGUACAAUUACCACAUGCAAUGCUUUUCCGGUUCACAAUCUCUAGCAGAUACUUUUAA